This is a messenger RNA of Andrographis paniculata, 675 nucleotides long. RefSeq lists its product as uncharacterized. The transcript is spliced from 2 exons. The coding region runs from base 1 to 675 and encodes 224 amino acids. Gene Ontology annotation, molecular function: nucleic acid binding. NCBI's taxonomy places the organism in Eukaryota, Viridiplantae, Streptophyta, Magnoliopsida, Lamiales, Acanthaceae. The record is from RefSeq and is a predicted model, not a curated record.
AUGGCUGAAAACAUGAGAAAGCCAAAUUUAAGCACUAAAUCUCUAAACAGCAUUGCUCAAUUUCUGCUGCAAGGUUCAAUGACUGGAAAACCAGCAUAUGGCAAAUUCACUAAAGCAAGUUCCAAGUUUGGUGUUACAAGAAAGAUGAUUCAUAGAGUAUGGAAGAAAGCUCAAGAACAGUUGAAAUCAGGUCAGGCUAUUUCUUUGUGUAGUAAAAAAAGAACCCUAUGUCAUGCUAAAAAGAAGCCAUUUGAUAAAGCCACUUUGCAAAAUAUUCUUGUACACAAACGAGGGACUUAUAGAAAUAUAGCAAAAGAGAUGCAUGUAAGUAAGAGGCUUGUGGGGUACUGGGCAAAGGCAGGACUUAUCAGGCCACACACCAAUGCUAUCAAGCCUUCUUUAAGUGAGAAGAACAAGAUAGAGAGGUUGAAGUUUGGCCUCAAAUCAUUGGAAAUUAACGAUGAGUUGAAAGUAGUCCAAUUUAGAAGCAUGUCAAAAAUUGUGCAUAUAGAUGAAAAAUGGUUCAAUCUCACAAAGGAGACCGAGAGCUACUACCUAACACCGGAUGAGACAGAGCCAUAUAGGUUCUGUCAAAGUAAAAGAUUCAUCACCAAGGUGAUCCCAGCAAUAAAGGAAAAAUGGCCUGUCGACAGGGAUAAAAACAUUAUCGUUUAG